Molecule: messenger RNA, 3489 nt
Organism: Zasmidium cellare ATCC 36951
Lineage: Eukaryota; Fungi; Ascomycota; Dothideomycetes; Mycosphaerellales; Mycosphaerellaceae
Exons: 4
Coding region: 1-3489 (1162 amino acids)
Source: RefSeq, a predicted model, not a curated record
AUGGACGACUUCGACCCACGAGGCAGGCCUCCGCCACCGCCUUAUGCCGAUGCGCCGCCCGCCGCACAUGCUGCACAUGCACCCAACGACCUGCCCCCGCCGCCACCGCUAGGCGAGCAACUCCAUCCACGACCCGCACUCAAAAGAGAGGGCAGCCGUAGCAGACUGUCGCCGGACACACGUCCGCAAUUCCCUGACGAAGCUUCGUAUCUCGGCUCCAACGCACCCGACCUCGAAGCCAAAACACGACCCCGACACCAACAAUUUCGUGACAUGAGAGACGGUUAUGAGUCAGACGAAGGUGAAGCACACAGGAAAAUGAUGGAAGAUACUCGGCGCAGGCGUGAAGACGAUCCAAGACGAGGUCCACCACGAGGCGACCCAAGAGGUGAUCCAAGAGGCGACCCACGAGGAGAUCCAAGAGGCGAUCCAAGAGGCGAUCCACGAGGAGACCCAAGAGGAGACCCCAGAGGAGAUCCCAGAGGCCCUCCUCCUCGACGUCCCCCAAGAGAUCGAGAUUAUCCACCACCUGAGAGCCAGGUCUCCAGACGGAGAGGUGAUCCGAGAGAUGAUCCAUACGAUGAGCCACCGAGGAGGAAGCGGCGAGACGACUACGACGAUUACGGACCACCUCGCAGACGUGGUGGACCAGCGGGCGUAGAAUAUGGUUCAGAGCCUAUCCCAGCUCGCAGGCGUAGUGAGCGACGCCCAAGACGCGACUACGACGACUCUGACGAUGAGUACGAUCGCCGCGACGACCGUCGUGGACCGCCUCGAAGACGCCGAAGCUUCGAUGACCAUCGCCGACCACCGCCGUCAAGGUACGACGAUGAUUACCUCUCCGACCGCGACGCUCCCAGGCGACGCAGAGACAAGAGUAGACGCCGCUACGAUGAUGACUCCGAUGAUUACGACCGACGUGACCGACGGGACAGGGAUCGACGAGGGAACGAUGGCAUACCCAAAGAGAUAAGCGACCGCCUGCCUGAGAAGAUUCGACCGAUAGUCGAGAAGGGCUCGAAGCACUACGCGAUGCUCGCACCAAUCGUCACGCCUCUUGUCCUGAACAUGGCAAAGAAGUACUUGAGCGGUGAGACUACGCAAUGCGCCAAAGAGCUCUCUGCGUCCAUCUUCAAGCACUGGACCCAGCUCAACGCCGUCAUCAAGCGCUUCGAAGGCACCAUCCAGAAGCGGUGGACGAAGAAGAAUUUCAAGCAGCGACGCGAGCUGCUCGUCAAAGCCUGGCCUAGAAUAUCCAACACCCACCGUCCCGACUUCGAGAACUUCCGCAAUCACAAGAAGCAAAUCUCCCGCUUCCGCACCUGCCACUCUGAAGCGUACCUAUGGCCGUACAUCAAUCUCGAAGACCUUCAGCUCAAGCUUCCACUCCUGCUCUUCCUCAACUCACGUGCUCGCAACCUGCCAGAGACGUUUCGACUGGCCGACAUCAAAGCCGCGCACCUCGGAGAUGGCUGGAUUCCUGAUCUCGACUUCGGCGACAUCACCUUGUGCAACAAGCGUGACAAAGAGGAGUUCUACAAAUACCACGAGGUGGACCGCCAAUGUAUGCUGUUUCAAAAGAAGCGCUCGCCGACGGGCUACGGUAAGGUCGUGGAUCGCACAGUGACGCGCAUCGCUGGAAGUCAUCUGAAGUACCUGGCUCGAUCAACCGAGGGUCUGCUGGUACUGGAAAUCCAGGAGGGCAUCUACCGCUUCCUCUACAACUGUGCCAAGCUAGUGCUACACGAUAUACCCUGCGACAUGUUCUUUCUCGCACCACACCAAGCGGAACCGGCCAUGCCGAGUGGCCUCAAGCCGAACGAGUGGCCAUCCCUCUCGAAUUACGCACUGGAAGCAUCCUACCGCGUACCGCAGAAGCUCAGCCUGGACCGACUCAAGAUGCUGGUGAGCGCACGUCGUUCAAUGGCUGAAGACCACGUCUGGAUGCUGCGCGAAGACCCCGCAUACUUCAUGGACAAUUUACGCGAAUGGAACGAGCAUUCCGAUCAGAAGAAGUUCAAAGUUGACUGCGCAUGUCUCGCCUGUUGGACCCGCAUUUGCGGCCAUAUGAUUGUCCAUGCAUUCGUCUCUCUUGUGUGCUGGGGAGAUAUCAACGACAAGCUACAUGCUAUGCCUUCGAUUGAAGUUCAAAUCAAACGCGCCAAUGAGCGCAGAUUGCGGCUGUCGCACGCGGACGAAGAUCGAUGGUCGGCUCUUUACGAAGUCAUCUCCAACGUGAAAGACUAUUCACUGUUCUUCCUCGCCAUAGGCUUACCGGUCAGCCCGCGUCUGCGCCACCGCUAUCGCUGGGCUGGAACAGACGAGCAUGGGGAGUGGCAGAUGAUGCCGGGUGCUUCUGAAGCUGAGCGCCGAGUUGAUCAGCUGUUCACUUCUAUCAAGACGCCAGACGUGCAUGGUCUGCAUGGUGUGGUCCAAGAGUUUCAGUACAUGCUCGAGACCGAUUCGGAGGCUAGUCAUUUGAUAGACCACUGGGUCUUGGAGCAGUUCUCUGAUUGUGCGUUGUUGUCGGAGGUUACCCAGUCCAUCGAUGGCCUAGCCCCAUGGUUUGACAUAAACAAGGCCCAAAUGCUCCAAAGCGUACUCUCAGUCUCGAACCAAGUGGAAGAGGUUCGAUUUCUAACACAUAAGCUGAUGGAUGGCAUCAAGGGUGUGUGCAAGACGUCAGAGCUCCUUUGGAAUCCACUCAAGAAGCAAGAAUUCGACUAUCCUGUCGACAAGCGCUACAACAAGGCAAAUGUGGAUCAAAUGAUCAAGGCGGAGCAGAACCUCGACAUGUUCUGGUGGUCCCUGGAGGUUGCUCUGACUGACUACAACGGCAUCGACCUGAACGAGAUCCUGGAAGAACAGACCUCACCUCCGCGUGAGCUGCACAGAACGCCGGCAUACAAGGAGCCAAUCCAGCUGCCUACACCACAGGCUACGCCGCAAAAGCCUCUCGCCGACAUCGAUCCAAAUCUUCUGAACUCUUCGGAGAGAUUGACGCCAUCCCCUAAAGGUGUCCUCGCAACGCCCACUAAGGAAAAGGUGAAGACACGCGGUAAGCCCGCUGCUCCAGAUCCUCGUCGCCAGCCUCCGCCCACCGAAGCGAACAACAACGUCGCCGAGCCACCUAUUGAGAGAGUCAAGAUCCCCAAGAAGGCUUUCAAAGUGUUCCAAGCACUUAUGCCAUCAGCCAAGCAAGUCGUGCAACAACGCUGCGAGAUUGCUUGGGAGGAGCUGCUCUGGGCGAUGGAUGCGGUCGGCCUAGAGCCAGAGAAGCUCUACGGCAGCGUGUGGAUCUUCAAGCCCUUGCCCAAGGCUGAGCAAGGACCCGGCAAGGUCAAGCUCGAUCGAAGCAUUCAGUUUCACGAGCCGAAGGAGGUGAGGAGAGGUGCGAAGAUUCCGAGGCCGAUGGUUAGGACGCUGGGUGCGAGGUUGAAGCAUGCUUUUGGCUGGACUGAUGCGGAUGAGGUCUUUGAAUGCGAGUGA